CAAGCUCGGCCAACCUCCAGAAAGUUCUGUCUUGCUAGGUGAGGGCCCUAUAAUUCUCUCCUGCGGGCACCAGACCACCACGGGACCUGGGCUGGCUUGUGGGGAGCAAGAAAUCCAGCCCUAAACACUGGACUUCGGAUUCCGAGGGUUCUGAAUCCAACUUCAGACUGGAUUCGAGGUGUAAGGGGAAGAGGAGACAAAUGAAAGGUGACCCUGAGGCUGUUUGGGCGGCUUGAGGACGACGAACCAUGGCCAACUCUCCCAGGGAGGGAAAACCGGCCAGGUCUCUGGACUUCACCCGGCUGGUUGACAUGGCCUCUGAGUCCGUAGGAGGAGAGAUUUUAUUUGCAACGGAUGAUUUUUUUGCUCCUGCGGAAAACCUCAUAAAGACUAAAAGCCCAAGCUUCAGAGAAGACGAAUACACGGAGUUUGGGAAGUGGAUGGAUGGAUGGGAGACCAGAAGGAAAAGGAUUCCAGGUCACGACUGGUGCAUCAUCAAGCUGGGGAUACAAGGGAUUAUCCGGGGCUUCGAUGUGGACAUUUCCUACUUCAUGGGAGAUUAUGCUCCUCGGAUAUCAAUCCAAGCAGCAAACUUGGAAGGAGAUAAAGCACCAGAAAUGCCACAGAGAGGAGUCAGGACAGGGGCCGCGGCCACCCCGGCGGAGUUUGAGGCUGUUGGUAAGCUGGGGUCCAACGAUUGGAAUUACUUGGUUCCCAUGACAGAGCUUACACCAGGAAAGCCUGCUUCCAGCCACAAUUAUUUUCCUGUCGACUCCCAGCAGAGGUGGACUCACGUGAGACUCAACAUUUUCCCGGACGGUGGGAUUGCACGUCUUAGAGUGUAUGGUUGUGGACAGAAGGACUGGACCGCAACUGAUCCCAAGGAACCGUUUGACCUCGCAGCCAUCGCUCACGGGGGCGCCUGUGUAGGAUUCAGCAACGCACACUUUGGGCAUCCAAACAAUAUGAUAGGAGUCGGCAAGGCUAGGUCUAUGGCUGAUGGCUGGGAGACCGCAAGGAGGCCGGACAGGCCACCGGUGUUAGAGAAUGACGAGAACGGUAGUCUCCUUGUUCCGGGUUGCGAAUGGGCAGUCUUCCGGCUGGCACAUCCUGGAGUGAUCACUCAAAUUGAAAUCGAUACGACGUAUUUUAAAGGCAAUUCGCCCGACAGCUGUAAGCUGGACGGCUGCAUCCUGACGACUCAGGAGGAGGAAGACAUGAUCAAGCAGAAGUGGGAGCUUCCGGGCCAUAAGUGGAAACCGCUGCUUCCCGUCACGAAGCUGUCCGCCGACAAAAGUCACUUGUUCGACAGCCUGACCCUGGAGCUCCAGGACGUCAUCACGCACGUGAGAUUCACCAUCACCCCGGACGGGGGCGUGAGCCGCCUGCGCCUCAACGGCUUCCCCAGCUCCCUCUGCCUCCUGCGCCCCCGGGAGAAGCCCAUGAUGAGGUUCUCCGUGAAGGCAGGCUUCCGGGCCAACCUGUGACUCCGCGCGGCCGUGCGGUGGCCCCGUCGCACUCUUCUCUUGAAGGGUGUUUAACAUCUGAAACUUAAGAGGUUUCUGGCAAUUGAUCUUUUUAGGACCAACGUAAUUCCUGGUGAUUUAAUAAAGCGGUCACGCUCA
This is a messenger RNA of Acinonyx jubatus (cheetah), 1625 nucleotides long. It is a transcript of the gene ALLC, whose product is annotated as allantoicase. Gene Ontology annotation, biological process: allantoin catabolic process. NCBI's taxonomy places the organism in Eukaryota, Metazoa, Chordata, Mammalia, Carnivora, Felidae. Bases 249 to 1487 code for a protein of 412 amino acids. The transcript is spliced from 13 exons. Gene Ontology annotation, molecular function: allantoicase activity. The record is from RefSeq and is a predicted model, not a curated record.